CGCGGGGCCGCUGGUGUGUGAGGAGUGGAGUCCGGUCGUGACUGAAGGAGCGGAGUCUGAGAACCGGAGCCCGGACUGAUACAGCGCUGCUCCGCGGGGUCUGAGCGCCGAGUUCAGUUCGUUAUGAGCGGCUGAGAGGGAGAGGCUUCCCCCUGAGAGCGGCUUAUUUACUCCCGAGAGUCGGCAGCAGCAGCACGGUGUUAUCAGCAGCAGGAGGAGGAGGAGCAGCAGGUAAACACGCGCAGCAGGUGUGAUGGAGAUCCCACGUAGUUGGGGUGGAGUGUGCUCCCUGCCGUGGUACGUGGGUGGUUCACAGGUGCUGGGCGUGGCAUGCGUGGUCAUCACGGGUGUGUGGAUGGGGCACUUCUACGGUGGCUACGCCUGGAACGGUUCGGGGCAGCAGUUUAACGUGCAUCCGCUCUGCAUGGUCCUGGGCAUGGUCUUCCUCUAUGGAGAUGGUGUGUUGGUGUACCGUGUGUUCAGAAACGAGAGUAAACGCUCUGUGAAGAUUCUCCAUGCCCUUAUACAUAUGAUGGCCCUCGUUAUCAGCAUUGUGGGUUUGGUGGCGGUGUUUGAUUACCACAACAAGGCUAACAUUCCCAACAUGUACUCUCUGCACAGCUGGUGCGGCAUGCUGACCUUCGUCCUCUACUUCCUGCAGUGGCUGCUGGGCCUGGGCUUAUUCCUGUUCCCCUGGGCGUCGACAGUGCUGAGGAGCUGGUACCUUCCGCUGCACGUCUUCUUCGGACUGGUGCUGCUGGCCAUGGCUGUGGGUUCCUCUCUCAUGGGCAUCACAGAGAAGCUGCUCUUCAGCCAGUCCUCGUCCUCGUCCUCGACGUUAGCUCCCGAGGCGGCCCUGGCUAACGUUCUCGGCCUGCUCCUGGUGUGUUUUGCGGUCCUGGUGGGGUUCGUGGUGACCAAAGAAGAGUUCAGACGGCCCCCAAACCCCGAGGAAGAGGCCCUGUCUGUGCACUUCAACACACUCAACGAUGGCUCUGGCCCAAGCUCUCCCUAACCCAGCAGCAGCCGCUGUGGAGAUGCCACCAUUCUUAUCUUACUGUCAAGCCUAAAGUCUCUUCAGUCUGUCCUCACGCCUUCCCGUUCCUUAGUCCAUAAUAAUCCUCUUUCACUAGUCUGGUUUUGCCUGGUUCACACUACACGAUUUUAGUACCACUUUAAAAUAAGACUACCUUUAUAAAGGGUUUAUAAAUGGUUACUAAUUAGGUUGUAAAUGCCUUAAAAAUCAUUAAUAAUCACUUAUAACACACCCACAGCCAUCUAUACUGUUGCCCUUUCUACAUAUGUGUUAUAACUGAUUAUUAAUGAUUUUUAAGGCAUUUACAACCUAAUUAGUAACCAUUAAUAAACUAAUUGUAAACCAUUUAUAAACCCUAUAUAAAGGUAGUCUUAUUUUAAAGUGGUACCGUUUUUUUUUUUUUGUCAGCGACUGUUUUUUUUGUAGAUCGCAGACAAAACCCUCUUCUUGGAGCCAAAUCAUCAUUAUUUAAUCUGAACUACUUAAAGACGUUUUUACCCAGCCAUUGCCAAAUGAAUACAGCUGAGUAACUGAUGCUCUGCAAAAAUCUAGCCAUUUUAAUAUCUAAACAAGCUGGAGAUUGAGGUCGUUUUUUUUACACCAACACUAUUUGGUCCAGUUAAAACAAACUCUGGUUCAUUUGUACCCUUAGUGCGGUUCAAUUGAGCAGGUGUGAACACAGUAAUAGCAUUUGGAUCUCGAACGGUUCGCUUGCGGUGAGAAAAUGACCCAUCUUAAGCCGACCCAGCUAUCAAAUAUACAGUUUGAUCUGAUAUAUUAGGUUAGUCUGGUAUAUAUUAGCCAGAUAAUGCUAAUUACCACAGCUUUGAUCAUCAAACGCUGUCUCUGCUUCAUGCUGUUUACACACGCGCUCUGUGCUGCGUUCACUACUCACAGCUGUGCGACUCCGUUUACUACCUGUACAUCCCAUUGAAAACACUGUGAUUGGGUGGUGCUGAGUGGUCCAGCAGCGGUCUAAAGCACUGCCACCAUGAGCAGGAGGUCGCAGGUUUGAACCCCUUCUCAUUAUAAUAAAAAAAAGAAAAGAAAAAAAGAAAACACUGUGAUUGAAAGUGCAAUUUAUCAGCGUUUACACUGCACAGAUACACGUGCUGAAACACAGAAUCCACUUCUCUCUCUAUUUACUUUUUUGCUCUCGUGAUUACAGCCCAGCCAGCCGUACAGAGUGAACAAUACAACGACCUGACCACUCAAAAAGUAGUGUAGUAUGAACCAGACAUUACUGAAAACACUGUGUUCCAACAGACCUGAUCAGGAAUCGAUCAGUUCACUGCAGGGGGAACUGAUCAAACACAGUAAUGAUCAGUGGAAGAUGAUGAUUAGGGCUCCAGGAAUGGACUAACACAAGCUGCUGCCAAAGGCUUUCUAACACUGCCCCCUUCUGUUCGAAAAAGGCAUUACAGGGUCGAUUUUAGGAGAAACAACAAGGUGCUUUUAGUUAAACGGCUUGAUGUAGGAAAGUCAAAAUGAAGGACUGCCAAUAUAAAACCUGUUUAUACAUAAAAUACACAUUCAUACAUAGAUUUUCAUGUUUAGAAGUGAAGUUUCCAAAUGUUUCUGUAUUUAAUCUUUGCCAAUCUGACUGAGUUUUCAUGUUUCAGACCAGCAUACUGUAUAAUACCAGUCAAAGGUUUGGACACUGUCCACUAACAAGUUGGGAAUAACUUAUAAAUUAAAUUAAAUUAAAUUAAAUUAAAGUACUACUAAUGUUUUGUUGGCUGAGCAGAUAAACGUUUCCAAACCUUUAGCAACUAGUGAACCAAAGCCCACAAAGAAAAAAAAGUGACUGAUGGGCUUAAACUGCCUCAGGAACCUUUCUUGUGAAAGACCGUUUUUUUCACCAUUUAGCCACAACAAGCAAAACUUGCACGAUUGAUUUGUCCUAUGUUUUAUUUUUGCCAACAAUUUACAGAAUAUCUGUCAUAUCAAGCCAAACAAAAAAUGAAGACAUUACCACUCGAGCUCACUGGGAUGUGGGUAAAGACCAAAGGUUUAAAAGCAUUGGAGUAGAAGAACCAGAAAUACUAGUGCAUCUCAAAAAAUAUAAUAGAAUAUCAUUUAAAAGCUACUUUAUCUCUGUAAUUCAGUUUAAAAUGCGAAACUCAUAUAUUUUAUAGAUGUAUUACACGCAGAGUGAUCUAUUUUAAGCCUUUAUUUCUUUAAUUGUUGAUGAUUAUGGCUUACAGGCAAUGAAAAUCCAGAGGCACACAGUCCAAGCUGAUUGAGGUCUAGUGUGAAGUUUCCACCAAUCAGUGAUGGUUUAAAGGAGAGACAUGUCUGUCAUCUGCUGGUGUUGAUCCACUGUGAUUCUCACAAAACCUUACAGCACUUCAUGCUUCCCUCUGCAUCUGACAACUUAAUACAGAGAUGAGGAUUUCAUUUUCCAGCAGGACUUGGCACACUGCCCACACUGCCAAAAGUACCAAUUAGUCUUAUAUAAUAUUCUAAUUUUUUGAGACACUGAUUUUUGGGUUUUUAUUGGCUGUAAGCUUCAUAAUCAUAUCAACAAUAAAAUAAAAAACGCUUAAAAUAGAUUACU
This is a messenger RNA of Astyanax mexicanus (Mexican tetra), 3596 nucleotides long. RefSeq names its product transmembrane ascorbate-dependent reductase CYB561 (gene cyb561). Lineage: Eukaryota; Metazoa; Chordata; Actinopteri; Characiformes; Acestrorhamphidae. Gene Ontology annotation, cellular component: lysosomal membrane. Gene Ontology annotation, molecular function: oxidoreductase activity. The transcript is spliced from 6 exons. The record is from RefSeq and is a predicted model, not a curated record. Bases 254 to 1015 code for a protein of 253 amino acids.